Molecule: messenger RNA, 5214 nt
Organism: Dromaius novaehollandiae (emu)
Lineage: Eukaryota; Metazoa; Chordata; Aves; Casuariiformes; Dromaiidae
Gene: GMNC
Product: geminin coiled-coil domain containing
Exons: 5
Coding region: 1-1086 (361 amino acids)
Biological process (GO): negative regulation of DNA replication; negative regulation of cell cycle
Cellular component (GO): nucleus
Source: RefSeq, a predicted model, not a curated record
AUGGUAAGUACUAUUUGCAUUUCUCUCGACCUAGAGGCAGAAAAGGAGAAGCUGGGCUCUUUGCCCUGGGGGUGUGCAAGCACCGUGCCGUGCCCGGAGCCGGACUUCGCCGCGGGCCCGGGCUGCGCCUGCCCCUGGUCCGCCCCCGCCGGGGUUUCCAAGGAGACCUGGGUUGCCGUCUGCGCCGCCGAGCCGCCGCAGCACAGCGAGGGCCGGAGGGAGGCUCGGCCGCCGGGCCUGCCGUGCGCCCUGGGGUUUGGUGCUCAGCAUGCAGCGUGGCGGGGAGACCAGCUGUCCUCCCAGCUCUACAGAAACAAGCAGCUUCAAGAUACUUUGCUUCAGAAGGAAGAGGAACUUGCUAGGUUACAUGAAGAAAAUAAUAACCUCCGCCAAUACCUGAAUUCUGCCCUGAUUAAGUGUUUAGAAGAAAAAGCCAAGAAACUGCUGUCCUGCCAUGGCCAGAAGAACUGUACUAUUCUAAAAAACACCAAAAGGAGAUUAAAAGAUGACCACUGCUUUGCUCCUCAAGAAACUCCUCAUGCCUCCAAAGCUAGAAGGAAUCUCUUUAAUGAAUUCACUGCCUGCGAAGAGCAAGCCAGUCCUACCGUGGAUAGCUGGGUCUUGCAGACUUUAGGAUUAAAAGACAUCAACACUAUUGAUGAAUCCUUAUCAGCUAACUACAGUGCCUUGUCCUCAGACCUUGGAAAAGACACAUACUGCCUGAGCCCCGGUGAAGCAAGAGACUAUGACCACAGUGAGGGUGCAGCAGCAACUUAUAGCUGUGGACAGAUGCCUCCAGCCAACAGCAGUGCCCAUUUGUGCAGUGAGGACUCUCCCUUCAUUCCUCAGCUCUCUUCAGCACCAUGUGUCUCCUCACCAGUGCCGCGCCUUUCCUCCCUCCCACCCUAUGGGCUGCCUUAUCUGACUAACAACUUGUCACCUAACAAAACAGAGGUGGCCUUCACAACAUCUCUGAGUCCUCACCGCAAUGUGAGAACACACAGUUUCCACCAAGGACAAGCCUUCGUGCGCAGAGAUGAUGACGGAGGAUGGAGAUUCACCUGGGUGCCCAAGCAGGCUGAAUAAGGCACCUGCUUCAAGGGCCACCUGUAGGGAAAACAGAAGACAGACAGUUCAUCUUGUGCUUGAGACCAGUUCAGGCAACAGAAAAGAUUUCCCUUCUGGGCUCUGUUAAAUGCUACUCUCUUACCCACCUGCUCCUCAUUCCCUCCUAGAUUUUCAGAGGAGCAGCUCCAGAUUGCACUUGGACAUGUAUUUGUCCCAAGCCAGAUAUACAAAUUGGAUCUAUUUCUCUUGUGCCUAUGAUGAGAGACCUACUUUUAUUUGCUUCAUGUUUUUUGUAUCAUCAGCUAUUCCUUGCCAACUGGUAGCUUCCAAACUGGAUUGCUUUCAGCACCAACAGUCACUACCACAUGAACCAAAUUGGAAGGGAUUUGGGGAAUACAGUUUGGAAAUAUCACCUCUAUCACAGAUGUCCACAGAUGACAAAGAAGGCAUAGGUCAGUGGCUGAGGAUCAGCAGUUUCUAAGUGAUUUGGGUCUCUCUUGGCUACAUAGAUUGCCUUGGAUUGAGGCAACCGUGAUAUUUAUUAAUGAGCUACACAAGGCUGACCUGCCUGCACUCAUGUGGAGCUAUCAUUUUUUGACCAUGCCUCAAAAUAUACAGGAUUUGCUUCUAUUGCCUGGAGGCUACUUAGUUACAAAUAAUUCAGCAAAUUUAGGGGGUUUCUUCUGCUGUGAUUAGAAGACUAAUGUGUUUACUGCAUUAUGUUUUAAAGGUAUUUUAACUGUCAGAUAAAUGGAGUUUAAAAAGUUUGAGCCCUGUCUCUCACCCACUUUAGCUAUAGAACAGGAACUAGACCUGGAGAUUCUGUAAAGCAGAAUAAUGACACUGCCAUCACCAGCCAAGGCCCUGGCCCAAUAUAUUAGUGACAGGAGUUUUCUCAUGAGUGGAUAACAGGCACUGAGUGCACCUCUCUCCUGCAAAGGAUUCAUUCCUUUCACGUGCAACAUACCAUCAGCCUCUCAAUGGAUUUUCUUCCAUGUUUACUUGCCUGAUGUUGGAAGCCCUUGUAAAAGGGAGCUACUCAUGGCUACACAAGCAGUUUUUGUGGCUUCAGUGGGGCUUUAUGCAACAUCAAGAGCUGCACAUGUGAAACUGGAGAUUUGCUUUCCAGGGAACAACUUCUUGACCUCUUUGUCCUGCUCUCUGGGAUUAUGUAAAGAUUUGUCCGCCUGUCAGCCCUGACUUGUACUCCAGGUGUUCCUGUUAAUAUAAACAGGUCAGAGCUGCUUCCCAUUUCCCUCCGUCCAUGCUUCCUAUGUGAAAUGUUUCUCCUGGUUUGGGGAGGCAUUAUCACUUAGUGGUUAGUGGGAACCACAGUUGAUUGGGAACCACGGUCUUAAACACCAGCUCUUGCCUGGCCGUAUCCCUGUCAAGCAGUGGUGUUCUGAAGCUAAGACCAUCACUGUCUCAAGGAUGCUUUAAAAUCUCUGCUCUAGCACUGUGCAGAACUGUUAGUAACACUACUAAUAAUAUGAAGUCAACUGAUAUGAAGUAAGCUCACCAGUAAUGUUUUGUUACCUUUGUUUUCUACUUUACAGUAGUUUGAUGCCUAAGUCAUAGAAAUAAAGGGAGUUAUUUGGUUAUUCUUUCUUUCAGUAUGGUCCCAGUGACAUUAAGGAACCACUCACAUAAGUAAAAAUAAACAUAUGUGAGAUUUCCUUUGAGUUGCUUAUUUUUCUAUAGAAAACUAUCUAUUCUUUUAUUUUUAGAGGAUAAAAAUGUCUUCUCAAUAGCCUCUUGUGCCUUAGAAUUGCAGUAUUUGGGAUUGUCCGUCAGGAGCCAUAGUCAUUUCCAAGAAGACUUUUAAACAAACAAAUAUCUCCACAUAUCUUUAUAGUAGCUUUAAAGUGAUAGAACAGACUUUCAGAAUAGGCAAUUUGAAAGCAUUUAUUGCAGGCAUUAUUGUCCUGGAUUAAAAAAAGAAAAAGAACAUGGAAAAAGUACAACAGUUUGUUUGGGGGUUCUAUUGUGGCCACCUGAAGAAAACUGGUCAGAUAAGACCAAUGUAUCUACAGCACUUUUCUGCUUUUAAAUGAAAGCCAGAAAAAAAUCCUGUCUUACAAACAACUCAUUUCUUUUUCAAUUCAUUUCUUUUCUAUUAACAUUCUCUUGACCUACUAUAAAGGGUAGAUUGAAGAAAAUGCUCUUGUUACUAAAGUUCUUAUUGUAGCGUAUGGUAGUACAGAGUGUAGAAAAUGCCUAUCCUUAACACAAGGAUGUGAUGGGAGACCCUGGUGUGUGUAAUGAUGUGGGAUGAACAAUAUGCAGGAAAUAAAUAGACAGUGCGACUAGAGGAUUACAUCCACUGCAGCUCUAUAUGCCACAUCUUCAAAGCAGCCAUAAAACAGGAGCAGAGGAAGAUCUGUCUAUGUAUUCCAAUGCUAUUGAAUGCUAUAGUUUACAGAUUUUGAUAUUAUGGAGUCAGCAGCAGUUACAAAUAUAAUUUUAGUCCUGUCAAUUAAAUUAAAUUUAGUCCUGUCCAUUAAAUCAUGUUAUGUUUUUUUUUAUAAAGAGAGAGAAAGACAUUCUCUCUCUUUGACACUUCCUUUCCACAUUUUUAGAUCACUGCAUGUGAGAACAUCUCCUUCUGGGGAGAGCUGGCACAAGGCAGUCAUAUCUCUGAUACAACCUCAAAGUAGGGUAUCAGGGAACCUAAUAGGUGCUUGAACCUUUGCCACCCUUUUGGAGAGGGAUGACUGGCCCUCUUGUCUCUUAGCAAAUAAAUUAUAGAUAUAAAUGAACUGUUUGAUGAAUAAUUUACCUAAAUGUAACCUCCUCUUCUUGUGGGUUCCUGAGUUUUACUCAACACAGAAGUGUUAAAUUCUGUGGCAGGGAUUUCUGCCCAAGCAUGGCCUACUGGAGCUCAUUUGCGCAGAGGUUCCCAUGGUGCUGCUCCUGUCAGCUGACUGGUGCCACUGUCUUGCACAUGCAAACUUAAAAUUCAGGUUUAGACUGCUUGAGCAAAGGACUCUGCAAUCUGCUCUGUGUGAGCAAUGCUGCUGAUUGCUGUAAUGGAGGGAGCAUGCUGGAGAGGAAACCAAAGAAGUUUCCAAAGCAAACAUUUAGGGGAUUUUUUUUUCCCUGACAGUAAUCAUUUCUAAUAAAAAGAAAAUGGACUGUGUUUCCUUAAGAAUGUUAGCAUAAUUUGAACAAAUAUUUCCUGAGUUAUCAUGAACAACAGUACAAACAAGCUGCCUUUUUUCUAACACCAAUCCACAGCAAGCAAGUCAGCCCUAAGGCAAGGACUGGGACAUCUCUGCUUUUCUGUUUCUCUUUAAAAUAGUAAUACUCCCACUGAAUUCAGUGGUACACUUCUCAUUGAAGAGAAGUCCCAAUGACCAAACUCUUCCUUUGGUUAAAUAUUGCUCCUACUGCCACAAGAAAGCCAAAGCAUCACACUUCCUUGGUCUGCAGAGACAAGAGAGAGCAGGUCUUGCCCAUACAGAGCCUAAAGUGGGCUUUGAGAUGGUUGUUCAGCUCUGGUUUAGGUUUUAUGCCUCUUGUGUGUCCUUUUUGUCUCCAUUCCCCGUGCUGAAACAGAGCUAGACCAACACUGCUACUCAUGGAGAGUGUGAUGUAAUGCCGCAGAGACAGCUAGAGAUCAAUAGGAAUGAAAGCAAAAAGUGGAAAUAUAAACCAGUGCUUUACACAGCCAUCACAACUAGGGAGUCAGGAGAUAACAGAGAUGAGGGAGGGUUGCAGCUUUAUGCUGAUGGGCCUGUCCUUGUAACUUCAAAAGCAAGUCAGGCAGCUGCAAUAGAGGAGCAGGGGGCAAAGUUCUGGGUUCUGAUGUUGCCUCUGGUAAUGCACUUAAUCUCUGUACUUUGGCUUCUGUUGGUUCCGACACUGGACCAGUUCAUAGCAAUUUGAAGAGAAAACACGACUUGCUGCUGCAAACUGUAUGAAAAGUUCCCUCUUGCCAAGGAGGAGCAUUAGGCCCAUAUACCUCUAGGAUGGGGAACUAUGACUUGAAUGGUCUGGAGGCACUGGGAGGUCCUUUGGGCAGUGGAGAACUUCAUUGUCUGUAAAUAUCCAUCUUAUAUUAACAUAGUUGGUUUAUUUUUUUAUUUGAAGUUUGCUUGCUUUGUUAUGUGAAUGGAACCUGCACAUUUUGAAACAAUACAUGUC